Sesamum indicum (sesame) is the source of this 1065-nucleotide messenger RNA. It is a transcript of the gene PNSL2, whose product is annotated as PsbQ-like 2. Gene Ontology annotation, cellular component: photosystem II oxygen evolving complex; chloroplast; extrinsic component of membrane. The record is from RefSeq and is a predicted model, not a curated record. Gene Ontology annotation, molecular function: calcium ion binding. Gene Ontology annotation, biological process: photosynthesis; photosynthetic electron transport chain. Lineage: Eukaryota; Viridiplantae; Streptophyta; Magnoliopsida; Lamiales; Pedaliaceae.
CCAUGUUGUAAACAAACACCAAAAACCGUCCACAAAUUUGUUGCCCCAUGCCAUUUCUCCUUAGCAACAAUCUUGAACUCUAUCUCCUGACUUAGAGACCAUGAGCACCAUCACAAACUCCACAACCCCAUUCCGCCACCACGUCACCGCCGAGCACCACCACAAACGCCAUCACCACUUCUUCCCAAGAACCCAAGCUACUUUGCAAGAUCAAGAAAACCCAAGCCCACGACGAAAAUUCUUAACCACAUUCCUAACAACUUCAUUAGCUCUAGCAGGCCUGCAGGCCACCCCAUUAGCACUAGCUCAAAAUUGGGGAACACGUUCAUUUCUAAAGGAGCGGUUCUUCGAGCCGGGCCUGUCGCCUGAAGAUGCCGUUGCAAGAAUCCGGCAGACGGCAGAAGGGCUUCAUGACCUUAGGGGCAUGUUGGAGAGCAUGUCUUGGAGGUAUGUGAUCUUUUACAUACGACUAAAACAAGCCUACCUUUCUCAGGACAUGAAAACUGCCAUGUCUAUGGUGCCUGAAAGCCGGCGAAAAUCCUAUGUUCAAACUGCUAAUGAACUGGUAGACAACAUGGCUGAGUUCGAUUAUUACGUUCGGACACCCAAGGUUUACGAGUCAUAUGUAUACUACGAGAAGACAUUGAAAUCAAUAGAUGAUCUUGUGGCAUUGUUAGCAUAAUACAAGGAACCUACCUGUUUGGCAGACAAAUCUGAGUUGAUUGAUCGAUGGUGUCUUGGAAUUAGCGAAGGAGAAUUUCUUCCAGAAAUUUUCUAGCAUGGGAUUGCCUCCUGUAUAUUGAAGUUCAUUCAUCAAGAAGAAUAGUUUGCACAUUUGAAUUGUUGUUAUGGCAUUCUUGUCAGCUGUCAAUGAGAUCGAAUGUUAGUUCUUUAGUAUUUGAGACUUGCCAACACUAGUCAGUACCAACAGUUUGUUUCAUUGUAACAUGCUUAAACCAUAACCAAGCAGUAAAGCUGAAAUCUAGUUAUAUACAAUGCAUUUCAAGUCAAAAUUUCUUGGACAAUUUGUCUGCCAAAUGUUGUAAUGGAUCCUCAUUCAUACAA